Molecule: messenger RNA, 1637 nt
Organism: Gastrolobium bilobum
Lineage: Eukaryota; Viridiplantae; Streptophyta; Magnoliopsida; Fabales; Fabaceae
Exons: 4
Coding region: 612-1511 (299 amino acids)
Source: RefSeq, a predicted model, not a curated record
ACUUCGAUGCAUUAUUUGGCCUCUGAUUCUUUCAAUCUGCAGAAGUUUUUAUUUUAUUUUUAUUAAGUUUUACAUCUUUCUUGGCGGAAAUUCCCACCCUUUCUUUAUGCCUUGGAACCGGUUCGUGAGAUUGUGGAAUUCUGGGGUUUAAGGAAAUAUAUGAUAUCCAACUAAAUUCCAUUCCUUUUUGUAGUUAUGUGGGGCUGAUUGUCCACCUUUUGCACGAAUUUGAUGCUUUUUUGUCGUUUGGUUGGAACCCCCAUUGUGCUGGGAGGUUCAAAAUGGUUGCAACCCCAUUGUGUUGGAACCCCAUUAUUAUGUAGAUGACUUUGCUUUAGUUCCCUCUUUGCGUUAUAUUGGUUUUCCAAAGAGGUGAGACAAAGAUUUUGUGAAUUUAAGAGAUCCAAUGGUAAUGGUACUUUGAGUGCUACCUCUUUGGGAUUGGGAUUCAAUUUGAAGUGGAGAAAGGUUUCUUUGCAGGGUUUUUCCCUAAACAAUUAGCUGAAAGAAGUAGGGCUGAAUGGUACUUGUAGUAGUAACCAGAAGAUUUUAUUAAUCUUUGAUGAAUACUUUGCAUUGAGAGGACUUUGGGAACUUAACAAUCCACUUAAAUGGAUCUGGAGACUGAAAACAGAAUAGCUGCUAUCCUUAUGAGGGAAGCAGCUGAAUUGCGGCGACAGUCUGAAAAGGAAGGUGUUCUGGCUUAUCUUUGUAAGCCUAAUAUACGAAGUCGGCCAAAUUCACGUUUCCUCACUGCUACUGUGCGUGGGGUACAACAAGCAAAUCGAGCUGUUGAAGUGAAUGAGAUGUGGCGAGUGCGGCAGAAAGAACUGGAGCUGGAUAAACGGGUUAAAGGCACAUCGAUAGAUAAAAGUAGUGGAGACAGAAGCCAUAGUGAUGGUAACUCAUCAAGAAGCACGGGAAGACAAGCUGUUAUUGAUGAUAACACUAGAACCUCUGCUUCAUGCUCAAGUAAAAGAGAAUAUGAGCUGGAUAAACGGGAUAAAGGCACAUCAAAAGAUAAAAGCAGUGGCGACAAAAGCCAUAGGGUUGGGAACUCAUCAAGAACCACAGGAAGACAUGCUGUAGUUGAUAAAAGCACUAGUGCCUCUGCUUCAUGCUCAAGUAAAAGAGAAUAUGAGCAUAGUCCAGAAGGUUUAAAGGAUGAUGAGCUUGAGGAGUUUCUACACUCAAGGACCAAGAGAGGCAGAGGUGCUGUUGGUCCAAGGAUGGAUGAGACUGGACCUUACCUUCCUCCUCAUCCAUAUGGGGAGCCUAGUACUAGUUAUGAUGUAAGGGAACGUCGGGUUAUUUAUGGUCCUGAAAGGCCUCCAUCAUUGAACUCAUAUGAAUCUUACGAAGAGGAGCUUCAUGAAGGAAGUCAGAAAAAGAAUAAGAAGUCUUACACUAGCAACUCGGACAAGGUGCAUUCUAAGAAGCACAGGUACAAAGAGAAAUCUAAGCAUAAUAAAAAGAAAGGAAAGGAUAAAAGAAGUAAACAUCGUUGCUAAGGCUAUGUUGUAAUGUUAUAUUAUCACAGAUGAAGGUUAUAACUUAGGGAUACAGGCAAUUUGAAUGAAACUCAUGUUUGUACUUUGUACAUAUAUUUUCUGGAUCAUCAAAUGCAAUUCCGGCUA